UCUUCUUCUUUCACACCGUAAUAUGACCACACUCUUAACCUUCACACACCACCAUUCACGGUUAUGAAUCCCACACAACCUCAACCUCAACCACAACCACCGCCACUGUUACCACCAACACAACAACAACAACAACAACCACCGUCGCAACCACACCGUCCUUCCUCCUCCUGCGACCGCCACCCACAGGAGAACUUCACCGGCUUCUGCCCCUCAUGCCUCUGCGAACGCCUCGCCGUACUCGAUCCCAACUCCACCUCUUCCACUUCCACCUCCCGCAAGCCACCCACUUCCUCCGCCGCCGCCGCCGCCCUUAAGGCCAUCUUCCGACCCUCCGCCGCCGCACGCGGCAACAGCCGGCCACCGACCUCUUCUUUCAUCCCCGAGCUCCGCCGCACCAAGUCCUUCUCCGCCUCCAAAAACGAGGGCUUCUCCGGCGCCUUCGAGCCCCAGAGAAAAUCCUGCGACGUUAGGGUUCGCAGCACCCUCUACUCCCUCUUCAACCAGGACAACGAACGCAAAAUCUCGAAGAAUGAUGGCUCCCGCGUCGCCGCCGGCGAGGUCGAAACAAGGAACCUAGCUUCAUCUUCCUCCGUUGUUCAGGUACCAGUCAUCGAGUCAGAGGAAGAAGAAAACGUCGUCGUUUUGGAGGAGGACGAGGACGAAGACGAGAUUAGGGUUUUGGAAGAACCAGAACCAGAACCAGCACCAGAACGAGAACGAGAAAGAGAGCCACACAAUGUCGUUGCAUUGGGCAAUGUGAUUGAGGAGAGGGUUCAAGAAAUUGUAGAAGAGGAGCCAGAAGCGGAACCAGAGUUAGUUGUUGGAGAAGAAGAGUUUUUGAAGCCGAUGAAAGAGCACAUCGAUCUGGAUUCGCAAGCGAAGAAGAGUUCCGUUCGAGAUUUCAAAGAAAUUGCAGGGAGUUUCUGGUCAGCAGCAUCGGUUUUCAGCAAGAAGUUGCAGAAAUGGAGACAGAAGCAGAAGAUGAAGAAGCAGCGUUGUAGAAACGGCGCCGUUGUGGGUUCUGCCACUCUGCUUCCCGUUGAGAAGCCAAUCGGCCGCCAAUUCAGGGAGACACAGUCGGAGAUCGCCGACUACGGCUUCGGCCGGCGAUCUUGCGACACCGAUCCGAGGUUCUCACUGGAUGCCGGCCGGAUGUCGUUUGACGAUCCCCGGUACUCGUUCGAGGAGCCAAGGGCUUCCUGGGACGGUUACUUGGCCGCGGCAAGGACUAUUCCAAGGAUGCCUACAAUGCUGUCUGUGGUGGAAGAUUCUCCAGUGGUGCCAGUUACGAGGAUCGAUGCUCAGAUUCCAGUGGAGGAACCGAUGAACGCCAUCAAUGAGAAUGAGGAUGAGACACUUCCUGGUGGUUCUGCUCAGACCAGGGAGUAUUACUCUGAUUCUUCCUCUAGGAGGAGGAAGAGCCUUGAUAGGUCUAGUUCCAUAAGGAAGACUGCAGCUGCGGUUGUGGCAGAAAUGGAUGAGUUGAAGCCUGUUUCAAGUGUUACCAAUUCCAAUGCUAAGGUGACUCCUGCUAGUGCUGCUGAUUACUUCCAUGGGCAGAAGAUGGUUUUACCUGAUAGAGAUUUGAGGGAUUCCAAUUCCAAUUCAUUGAGAGAUGAUUGUUCUGAGACUUUUGAAGUGGGGUUUAGAGAUACUGCUUCUGUGAUUGGGAAUAAUGGUGAUCGGAAAGGGUCUAAAAAGUCGAGCAGGCGGUGGAGCAAGGCGUGGAACAUUUGGGGUUUGAUACACCGGCGAGGAGGAGGAGGAGGAGGGAACAAAGAUGAGGAUGAGGAUAGUAGGUAUAGUAGAGGUAAUGGCAAUGGGGUGGAGCGUUCUUACUCGGAAUCGUGGCAGGAGUUUAGAGGGGAAAGGAAUGGGGAUGCUAGAGGUGGUGGUUUCAAUCGCAAGGUGUUGAGGAGUAAUAGCAGUGUGAGUUGGAGAAAUGCACAGAGCAUAGGUGGACCAUUUGGCAAUCUGAGGAAGAAUGAUGUUCAGGCUAAUGGGCAUGGAAGGAAGGCCAGGGAUGAGUUUGUAUUGGAAAGGAACCGCAGUGCAAGGUACUCUCCUAACAACAUGGACAAUGGUCUCUUGCGGCUCUACCUGACGCCUACGCGAGGCGGCCGGAGAAAUGGGUCGGGGAAAGGUAGGUCGAACCAGGCACAUUCUAUUGCAAGAAGCGUACUUCGGUUGUAUUAAAAUUGAAGUUCCAUAAGGUGUUCUUUGGUUUGAUGUUGUUAGAUUUGCUGCAAUUUGUUGUGUAAACCACACAUGCCUAUGUAUUCUUGAUGGUUGG
This is a messenger RNA of Gastrolobium bilobum, 2296 nucleotides long. RefSeq names its product protein OCTOPUS-like. The transcript has a single exon. Gene Ontology annotation, cellular component: plasma membrane. The coding region runs from base 64 to 2199 and encodes 711 amino acids. The record is from RefSeq and is a predicted model, not a curated record. NCBI's taxonomy places the organism in Eukaryota, Viridiplantae, Streptophyta, Magnoliopsida, Fabales, Fabaceae.